Molecule: messenger RNA, 1183 nt
Organism: Pteropus alecto (black flying fox)
Lineage: Eukaryota; Metazoa; Chordata; Mammalia; Chiroptera; Pteropodidae
Product: olfactory receptor 5AU1
Exons: 1
Coding region: 183-1118 (311 amino acids)
Biological process (GO): G protein-coupled receptor signaling pathway; sensory perception of smell
Cellular component (GO): membrane
Molecular function (GO): G protein-coupled receptor activity; odorant binding; olfactory receptor activity
Source: RefSeq, a predicted model, not a curated record
CCAAUCAACCAAGUAGAGAAGACUUCUCUAUGACAGAGUUCCAUCCACAAAGCCAGACUUCCUCAGCCAGACCAAUCUUCGGAAGGCUGUUCUCAGGGCAAAACUAAACCCCGUGAGAGCCCCCAGGUGUUUCACUUCAUUUCCUGUUGCCCCUCUUUCCACACCCAGAGCACUGGAGAAAUAUGGAAGGGGCAAACCUGAGCCAAGGGACUGAAUUUGAGCUCUUGGGCCUCACCAGCGAGCCUCAGCUGCAGAUACUGCUUUUUGUGGUGUUCUUGGGCAUGUACGCCAUCAUCCUGUUGGGAAAUCUGAUCAUGUUCCUUCUGAUCCACGUGAGUGUCACUCUGCACACACCCAUGUACACCCUCCUGAAGAGCCUCUCCUUCUUGGAUUUCUGCUACUCCUCCACGGUUGUCCCCCAGACACUGGUGAACUUAUUAGCCAAGAGGAAGGUAAUCUCUUAUCUUGGCUGCAUGGCCCAGAUGUUCUUCUAUGCAGGUUUUGCCACUAGUGAGUGCUAUCUCAUUGCUGCCAUGGCCUAUGACCGCUAUGCUGCUAUCUGUAACCCCCUGCUCUAUGCUGUGACCAUGUCUCCUAAGGUCUGUCUCUCUCUGAUUGUGGUGUCCUACUGUGUAGGAUUCCUCAAUUCCCUUAUCCACACAAGCUGUAUCUUCAGUCUGAAAUUCUGUGGUGCUCACGUAGUCACUCACUUCUUCUGUGAUGGACCGCCUAUCUUGUCUCUGUCUUGUGUGGACACCUCACUGUGUGAGAUCCUACUCUUCAUUUUUGCUGGUUUCAACCUUUCAAGCUGCACCCUCAUCAUCUUGAUCUCCUAUCUCUUAAUUCUCGUCACCAUACUGAGGAUGAACUCAGCCCAGGGCCGGUUCAAGGCCUUUUCCACCUGUGCUUCCCACCUCACUGUCGUGUGCCUCUUCUAUGGCACAACACUGUUUACAUACCUGCGGCCCAGGUCCAGCUACUCCCUGGCUCAAGACCGCAGGGUUGCUGUGAUCUACACGGUGGCGAUCCCAGUGCUGAACCCCCUUAUCUACUCUUUGAGAAACAAGGAUGUGAAGGAAGCUUUAAGAAAGAUUUGGGGCAGGAGAAUAAUGGAAUGAUCUUCUCAACUCAGUACCACAUAUCUUAGGAAGCCAAGGGAAAUUUACCUUCUGUGGCGCUAACU